Molecule: messenger RNA, 2018 nt
Organism: Eutrema salsugineum
Lineage: Eukaryota; Viridiplantae; Streptophyta; Magnoliopsida; Brassicales; Brassicaceae
Product: bromodomain-containing protein 9
Exons: 9
Coding region: 35-1822 (595 amino acids)
Molecular function (GO): protein binding
Source: RefSeq, a predicted model, not a curated record
GAAAGGGGAAGAAAAAAAGAGAGCGAGAGAGAGAAUGGGUGAGGUAGCUGAUACAUUAACGAAGAAGAAGAAGAAAGGGAGACCAUCUCUGAUAGAGCUUCAGAAGCGAGCUCUGAAACAGCAACAAUUGCUGCAGAAAAAGCUAGAUGGUGAGCCCAAGGAAGAGCUGAGAUCCGGUUUCAGAAACCCUAAUUCUCUCAAUUCGGCUCCGAAUUCCGGCACCCGAUCCAAUCGCCGGAAUUUUAAUCCCAGCGAGCUGUCUGGCGACGACGAUGAGAGGAGAGACAAGAAGCACAGGCUCUUGCGCGGAUUAAACCCUCACGAUCGUCGUGAUUCUUCUUCCAAUUUCGAAUCUGACGGCUGCGAUUUAGACGCCGAUUCCAUCUUCCGCCGGAAAAUCGGUGGCACCGUUCACGGAUCUGACGAUACGGGACAAAAGGCUUCGAAAGCGACAGACAUUCUUCAAAGGUCUGUUGUGAAGUCUGGCCCCGUUACACCUUUGCCAGACAAAAAGUUGCUGUUGUUCAUUCUUGAUAGACUUCAAAAGAAGGAUACAUAUGGAGUGUAUUCUGAGCCAGUUGAUCCAGAGGAGCUUCCUGAUUAUCAUGAGACUAUCAAGAAUCCGAUGGAUUUCAGCACAUUGCGGAAGAAAUUAGAAUCUGGGGCUUAUGUUACCUUAGAACAAUUUGAGCAAGACGUGUUUCUAAUGUGUACAAACGCGAUGGAAUACAAUUCAGCAGAUACCGUAUAUUUUCGACAGGCACGAGCUAUGCUUGAGCUGGCUAAGAAGGACUUUGAGAAUCUAAGACAAGAAAGUGAUGAAGAAGAAUCAACGUCACUGUCACAACAGCCUAAAGUGGUCAAAAGAGGCCGUCCUCCAGGCACAGGCCUUAAGAAACAGCCUGAGCCAUCUUCGAUUGACCGCACCACUUCUGAAAUUUCAGCUGAUGCAGCAGCACACACUGCUGGUGGAGAUGGCUCUAGAUUAUCCGGUGCUUACAAUCUAAGAAACACACCUCCUUCUUAUAGAUUCCGUCAAACAGAGACUUCGGUUAGAAUCAACCAUUAUAGCGAGAACCAAAGUGGCUUGUUAAUUGAUUGGGAGAAGGAGUUUCCACCUUCGGUUGUGAAGGCUGUCAAUAAAUACGGGAUGAAGAAUGUCGACGAGAACAGGCGAGAUUCCUAUAACCAGAUCUCUGCUUCCUUGCAAGAAGCUUCGAUUUUUACAGAAGAUGAUUUAAAACAGUUAACUCCAGUUGGGUUGAAAACGGAGUAUGGGUACGCAAGAAGUGUAGCACGAUAUGCUGCUAAUCUUGGCUCUGUUGCUUGGAGAUUCGCCAGUAGUAGGAUUGAAACAGUGUUACCGAAUGGAACCGAAUUUGGUCCCGGGUGGGUUGGAGAGAACCCGGAAGCUCCUCCUCAACAGCAGAUCUCAAUGUCAGGAAAGCAAGAGUGUUCGAAUGACUUGGCAUCUGAUGAUCAUCUUCAUUCAAGCACCUCUGUUUCUAGCUCUAUUAUAGCAAACAGACAUGCUUCCCAUGAAAGCAAAGAGACUGCACCGGCUGCUCGAGGAUCCGAGAAGUCAGGACCGCUGAUCAAUCCUGAGAGCAAUGGUUUAAUCCCUGGUUUUAGAGGAUUUAACCAUAAUCCAAACAAGAUGCUGGAAACAGCUUUCUCGCAACAAGGCUUGUUGGCUAACACAAAACAGGAACUUAACCGGUUUCCACCUGAUCUCAACGCUAAGCUCGUCUCACCAAACUCACCAGUCUCUAACCUUCAGGCAGGUUCAUCGCAGCAUCCGGAUUUGGCAUUACAGCUCUAACUUGUUUACUAAUCUUAAAAGCUUUAGCGGUAGGAAGAAGAAGAGGUAUGUGAUGCUUGUAAAUGAAAAUAUAGCGAAGUCUCUGUACAGAUUGUUGCAACUACCAGAUUUGUGUAGAGUAAAAAAAAAAAUAAACGAUUAAGAGUACGCAUAAGGUGUAUAAAUAACAUUUAUGCAGGUAUUUUUGGUUGUCAAA